AUGCGGACCCCAGCCAAGGAGGCUCUGGAAGCACUGCUGCCUGCCAGCCUGAGGACCGCAAGCUGCACCCAGAAGUUGCUCCCAUCGGGCGGGUCUGGGGGUUCUCCCAGCGGCUUUCAGGGGAGGGCGGGGCGAGAAGGAUCUGGGGCGGGACCAGGGUCUCUUUCGCUUUCCCUUUUGUUCUCCAACCGCCGCCGAGAUUCCGCGCGGGGGAGGAGAGGGCGGCUUCCCGGGUGGCUCCGCCUGUGCCCGUACCCCCACGCUCGCGGGGGCUCAGCGCCUUGCCGGCUCCGCGCACAAGUUGUGCCACGUGGCCUUGACCCCUGUGACUCCCCUGCAGCUCCCGGGCACGCACGAACGAGUCGACUCGCACGCUGUAAGCCCGUGAGUCGUCGGAGAGACUUGCUACCAAGAGCCCCGCGCGCCACGCCAUCCCCGCCCGACUGGCCCCCGACGCCCUGCGCCCUACGGCCCUCGCCCUUCCCGCACCCUGUGCUGCACGGUCUCCCCGGCCUGGCCCGCGCGCUACUUUUCCCGGCCUACUGGGCCCUGGACCAGCUGCUGGGCUGCUGGGCGCCGGCCGCACGCCCAAGCGACCCGAUCUGGCUGAGCGCCGCAGCGGGCGCCGGAGCGGCUCUGCUGCUCUGGCUGCUGCUGCAAGCCUGGCGCCGUCCCUUCUGCUACCAGCCCCCUCCGCAGUGCGGGGCGCCCCCCACGCCCUGGCGCCCCCCAACUGAGCCCGCGCGCAGCUUCAGCUUCUUCAGCGCCAACCUGUGCCUGCUCCCCGACGGGCUGGCGCGCUUCAGCAACUUGCCGCACAGCCAGCGGCGGGCCGAGACCGUGGGCGCCGUGCUGCUCGCCGGCCUGCGGCAUUCGCCCUAUGGGGCUACCGGCUGCAGUUCGCCAGUGCAGGGGAUGCCGUGCGGGGUGCUGAUAGGCGCCAUGCCAGCGAGUCUGGACUUCACGUGCCUGCAGGAGGUGUUCGAUCUUCGCGCAGAGCGACGCCUGGUGAGCCGCCUGGCACCCAAUCUGGGCCCGGUGUCGUACGACGUGGGCACAUUCGGCCUGCAGCCCGGGCUACACCUGAAGCUGCUGGGCAGCGGGCUGCUGCUGGCCUCGCGCUACCCGCUGCUACGCGCAGUCCUUCCUCACGCACGUCGCGAGGAUGCGCUGGCCUCCAAGGGACUACUUUCUGCACAGAGGACGGGCUCCUGCGCCGCAAACAGCUGACGCUGUUGCUGGACUGGGCCGAGCGGUCCGAGGUUGAGAGCCGCCAAAGCGACGAGGCCGUGGCCUUCAGUGUGCGCCUGGGUGACCUAAACUGCGACAACUGCUCGCUUAGCUGAGAGGAGGCUGCAGCGGGGCGGGCGGGCGGCCGGCGCACCAGCUGUUCAGCCGCUUCCGGGACCCCUGCCGGCUGGGGACGCGCCGGGGCUGCGGGCGGGCGGACCUAGGGCGGGCUCGCGGGCCGAGGCUCCCACUGAUACCGCCCUUGCCCGCCCUCCCCCGCCCUCCCCAGGAACGCGGCUGAGCACCUCCAAUCUCCGCCACUCCGUGGCCUGCUCCGCGGAGAUGCUGAGGGGAGUGGCUACCUGGGGGCCAGGCAACGCCCGGAAGGAGGGCUGCCCUGACCUUGCUGACGCCGCCACCCUCCUCAGGGCCUUGGAGCAGGGGGAAGGGCGCCGCCGCUCCCUGGCAGGCCCUCCCGGGGGAGGCCGCCCGGCUGAGCACUGGCGGGGCCGGCGCCGGGACUACGUCACCUACCGGGGAGGACCCGGGGGCAUUCCGAGCCCAGGAAGUGCCAGAGCUCAGGGUGCUGGGCCUGCUGGCGCUGGGGCGACUCCUCAACCUGACUCCUGCCCCCAAGAGGUGGAACAGGUGACAUUCAGCACCGCCCUGGCGGGGCUUACGGACCACCUGGCUGUGGGACUUCCAAGCCCUCCUAAGGCAGGUACGGAGGAGACAGGUGCCAGCACGGGUGGAAAGACAGACAGGGACGCAGAACGUGAGCCUGGCCAGCCGCCACUGGAACAGGACGACUUCAGGGAUCUUUAUUGUACGGGGCCCUCCCUCACACAGUCUCCUGGGCCCUGCGGUACUCAUAGACGCUGCCCCGCUCAGAGAAGGCUUUGGGCUGCAGGAGCGACGCCGGCAGUGGGGCGGGGUCCUCUGGGUCCCCAUAGCCCCCGCCGCCUGGUGUGUGGAGACAGAACACAUCCUGUGGGGCAGAGGGGAGGUUCAACCUGGGAGUGGGCUCUGCCUGUCUCCUGCCGCAAUCCCAUCCCCGGUGGGGCAGUGCAUCCACAGCAGCCAGCUGGGACCCCAGAGAGCCGGUCUGCGGCCCCCAUCCUUCAGGAGCCAAAUUAAACU
Eubalaena glacialis (North Atlantic right whale) is the source of this 2370-nucleotide messenger RNA. RefSeq names its product sphingomyelin phosphodiesterase 5-like. Lineage: Eukaryota; Metazoa; Chordata; Mammalia; Artiodactyla; Balaenidae. The transcript is spliced from 3 exons. Bases 1 to 1230 code for a protein of 409 amino acids. Gene Ontology annotation, biological process: sphingomyelin metabolic process. Gene Ontology annotation, molecular function: sphingomyelin phosphodiesterase activity. The record is from RefSeq and is a predicted model, not a curated record. Gene Ontology annotation, cellular component: cytoplasm.